AUGUACAACUGGGUGUCACCAGCGUACAGAUGACAACUCACACCAAAGCCACGGAUGAUCUCACCCAGUGGCUUCAUAUAGAUGUUGAAGAGAAGAGGCGAGAGGACCGACCCCUGUGGCACCCCACAUAGGAGGCGCCUUGGCGUCGAUCUCUGCCCUCCUGCCAACACCGUCUGCGACCGGUCGGAGAGAUAGGAGGAGAACCACCGAUAAAUGGUGCCACCCACUCCCAUCCCCCUGAGCCGUCGCAGCAGGAUACCAUGGUUGAUGGUAUCGAAAGCCGCCGAGAGAUCUAAUAGGACUAGAGGAACAACCCCUGUCCCGAGCCCUCCAGAGAUCAUCAACCAACGCGACCAAGGCCGUCUCUGUGCUGUAACCGGGCCGGAAGCCGGACUGGAAUGGGUCUAGAUAGAUAGUUUCAUCCAGAGAAACAAAGAAUGAAAUUUUCUGAUUUUUAUGAUGGCGAUCAAACAGCGGUUGAACCCCUAAAUCAAGAGAGUCUUGUGUCCUUCGAGGAGGUGGCUGUGUAUUUCUCUGAGGAGGAAUGGUCUCAGCUGGAUCCUGCCCAGAAAGCGCUGCAUUCGGAAGUCAUGCUUGAAAACCAUCGGAACGUGGUCUCUCUGGGUAAUAAUAGUCAGAAGAAUCAAGAUUCCUGUGAACUAUUCCAAGUGAUCAAUGCUAAAGAUGGAACAGAGAAGUUUGGAAUUCGAAUGGAAUUAGAAACCCAUGAUGGAAACCAGUCAAAUGAUAGGAAUCAGGAAAGCUCAUCUUCCACUGAUGCUCCAAUACAAAACUUUCAUGCCGAACAGGAGAAAAUAAGGAAAAAAUAUAUUGGGAAAAGUUUGAAGCCAAUCAAAGCUAAAUUACUAGUAAAAGAACACUAUUUAAGCCAAAACGAAGGAGAAGAUGAUAUAAGAAGACACAACGGAAAAAGUUACAAUGUGACAUUCAUGCCUUCUCUUGGAAAUAAAUUCCUUACACCUCAAAAAAUGAUUGACGCAAAAGAGAAGCCUUAUCAAUGUUUGGAAUGUGGAACAUGUUUUAGAACAAGCAGGCAACUUACUUCCCAUGAAAGGAUUCACACUGGGGAGAAGCUAUACAAAUGCAGAGAGCCUGGUAACAGGUUCAGAAGACAUAGUAAUCUUAUUUCCCAUAAAAGGAUCCACUCAGGAGAGAAACCGUAUAAAUGCAUGGAGUAUGGAAAGACCUUUGCUUAUAGUAAUGUACUUACUAUCCACAAAAUGAUCCACACAGGGAAAAAACCAUUUAAAUGCAUGGAUUGUGGAAAGACCUUUGCUCGAAGAGGUCAUCUUAUUUCCCAUAAGAGGAUCCACACAGGGGAGAAGCCGUAUAAAUGCAUGGAGUGUGGAAAGACCUUUGCUCAUAGAGGUAAUCUUAUUCGCCAUAAGAGGAUCCACACAGGGGAGAAGCCGUAUAAAUGCAUGGAGUGUGGAAAGACCUUUGCUCAUAGAGGUAAUCUUAUUCGCCAUAAGACGAUCCACACAGGGGAGAAGCCGUAUAAAUGCAUGGAGUGUGGAAAGACCUUUGCUCAAAGAGGUAAUCUUAUUUCCCAUAAGAGAAUCCACACAAGGGAGAAGCCGUACAAAUGCAUGGAGUCUGAGGAAACAUUUACGCAUAGCAGUGGACUCAGUAAGCACAAUAAGCUACACACAAGAGAAAAGUCCUAUAAAUGCACGGAGUGUGGAAAGACCUUUGCUCAAAGAAGUAAUCUUACUUCCCAUAAGAGGAUCCACACAGGGGAGAAGCCGUAUAAAUGCAUGGAGUGUGAAAAGACCUUUGCUCAAAGAAGUAAUCUUACUUCCCAUAAGAGGAUCCACACAGGGGAGAAGCCGUAUAAAUGCAUGGAGUGUGAAAAGACCUUUGCUCAAAGAAGUAAUCUUACUUCCCAUAAGAGGAUCCACACAGGGGAGAAGCCGUAUAAAUGCAUGGAGUGUGGAAAGACCUUUGCUUAUAGUAAAGCACUUACUAUGCACAAAAUGAUCCACACAGGGGAGAAGCCGUAUAAAUGCAUGGAGUGUGGAAAGACCUUUGCUUAUAGUAAAGCACUUACUAUGCACAAAAUGAUCCACACAGGGGAAAAGCCAUUUAAAUGCAUGGAGUGUGGAAAGACCUUUGCUCAAAGAGGAGAUCUUAUUCGCCACAAAGUGAUCCACACAGGGGAAAAGCCAUUUAAAUGCAUGGAGUGUGGAAAGACCUUUGCUCGAAGAGAUCAUCUUAUUUCCCAUAAGAGGAUUCACACAGGGGAAAAGCCAUUUAAAUGCAUGGAGUGUGGAAAAACCUUUGCAAAAAGAGGGGAUCUUAUUCGCCACAAAGUGAUCCACACAGGGGAAAAGCCAUUUAAAUGCAUGGAGUGUGGAAAGACCUUUGCUCAAAGAGGUUAUCUUAUUUCCCAUAAGAGGAUUCACACAGGGGAAAAGCCAUUUAAAUGCAUGGAGUGCGGAAAAACCUUUGCUCAAAACAGUAGCCUAAGAAUACACAAACGGAUACACACAGGGGAGAAGCCGUAUAAAUGCAUGGAGUGUGAGGAAACAUUUACGCAUAGCAGUGGACUUAGUAAGCACAAUAAACUACACACAAGAGAAAAGUCCUGUAAAUGCAUGGAGUGUGGAGAGACCUUUGCUCAAAGAGGUCAUUUUAUUUCCCAUAGGAGGAUCCACAGAGGCGAAAAGCCAUUUAAAUGCAUGGAGUGUGAAAAGACUUUUGCUCAUAACAGUGGCCUAAGAAUACAUAAAAGGAUCCACACAGGGGAGAAGCCGUAUAAAUGCAUGGAGUGUGGAACGACCUUUGCUCAAAGACGUCAUCUUAUUCGUCAUAAGGUGAUCCACACAGAGGAAAAGCCAUUGAAAUGCAUGGAGUGUGGAAAGACCUUUGUUCGAAGAGGUCAUCUUAUUCGCCAUAAGAGGAUCCACACAGGGGAGAAGCCAUAUAAAUGCAUGGUGUGUGAAAAGACCUUUGCUCAAAGAGAUCAUCUUAUUCGCCAUAAGAUGAUCCACACAGGGGAGAAGCCAUUUAAAUGCAUGGAGUGUGGAAAGACCUUUGCUCGAAGAGGUCAUCUUAUUCGCCAUAAGGUGAUCCACACCGGGGAGAAGCCGUAUAAAUGCAUGGAGUGCGGAAAGGUCUUUGCUCGUAACAGUGGCCUAAGAAUACAUAAAAGGAUCCACACAGGGGAGAAGCCGUAUAAAUGCAUGGAGUGUGGGAAAACGUUUACGUGUAGCAGUGGACUCAGUAACCACAAUAAACUCCACACAAGAGAAAAGUCCUAUAAAUGCAUGAAGUGUGGAAAGACCUUUGCUCGAAGAGGUCAUCUUAUUUCACAUAAGGUGAUCCACACAGGGGAAAAGCCAUUUAAAUGCAUGGAGUGCGGAAAGACCUUUGCUCGUAACAGUGGCCUAAGAAUACAUAAAAGGAUCCAUACAGGGGAGAAACCAUAUAAAUGCAUGGAGUGUGGAAAGACCUUUGCUCAUAACAGUAGCCUAAGAAUACACAAAUGGAUACACACAGGGGAGAAGCCGUAUAAAUGCAUGGAGUGUGGAAAGUGCUUUGCUCAAAGUGGAGGUCUUUCUUCUCAUAAAUGGAUCCAUGCUUGUGAGAAACUAUAUAACAAUAGUAAUUCCACUUAGACUUAUAUACUACUCCAAAAUGCUUUACAAUACUCUUUAAGCAGUUUACAAAGUCAGUAUAUGGUCCCCAGCAUCCUCAUUUUACUGACCUCAGAAGGAUGAAAAUCUGAAUCAACCAUGAGCCUGUCCAAAUGAAACUCCUGGCUGUGGGCAAUUAGCCUGUAGUACUGUAUUCUAGCCAGUGCCUCACCAUGUAUAUGCAUAUUGUGUCUUUCUGAUCUAAAUGAGAUAAGGUUGAAUCCAGUGGUGAAAUCUAAUUUUUUUUUACUACUGGUUCUGUGGCCGUGGUUUGGUGGGCAUGGCAGAAGGAUACUGCAAAAUCCCAUUACCUCCCCACUUCUGGGGGAAGGAUAUUGUAAAAUCUCUAUUCGCAUCCCACUCGGGGGUCAGCCAGAGGUGAUAUUUACCGGUUCUCCGAACUACUCAAAAUUUCCACUAUCGGUUCUCCAGAACCUUUCAGAACCUGUUUUACACCUGGGCAGAAAAAAGAGUACCUGAAACCUGGGUCAAAAACUGUGAGAAGGACCUUGGAGUCUGAAUGGAUGAGUUACCUGUGUGCAGCAGCAGCCGAAAAAGCUAAUAAAAUUCUUCGUUGUAUAAACAGAAGCAUAGAAUCAAAAUCACAUGAAGUAUUAGUCCUGCUCUAUAAAACCUUAGUAAGACCACACCUGGAAUACUGCAUCCAGUUUUGGUCCUCAAAUUACAAAAAAGAUGGUGAGACUUUGGAAAAAAGUACAGAGAAGAGCAGUAGGCUGAUUAAAGACCUGCAGACUAAAACAUAUGAAGAACGAUUGCAGAAUUUUGGUUUGGCUAAUCUAGAGAAAAGGAGGAUUGGGAGUGACAUGAUAGCAAUAUUCCAGUACUUGAGAGGCUGCCACAAAGAGGAGGGGGUCAGUUUAUUUUCCAAAACGCCAGAGGGUAGGAUAAGAAACAACGCAUUCAAAAUAAUUGAGAGAAGCAAUUUUGAAUUAACAAGGAUCUUCCUUACAGUAAAGACAUUUAACCAGUGAAACAGCUUUCCUUCAGACAUUGUGGUUGCUUCAUCCUGGAUGUUUUUAAGAAGAGACUGGAUAGUCACUUGACUGAAAUAGGAAGAUCAAUAGUUCCUGAAAUGGUGUAGACCAGCAGUCACCAACCGGUGGUCCGCGAGAAAAUUUUGGUGGUCCGUGGAGAAAUCUUUGUAUUUUUGCCGGUGCAGCCUGGUGGAGGAACUGUGGCGCAAGCGGGCCGAAGCAGAGAUUGCCAUGGCUGGAAGCUGUGGGAGCGAAGCACUACUUGCACUUGCGCAGCAUCAGUAUUCCGCCUCUGUAUAUUUGCCCAGCUGGUUUGCACAAAGCAGCCCUCAUCUCCUGCCGCUUGAGACUUGGAACUGAAAUGGCGACUGGUCUGGGGAGCAGCCGGAUUUUGCUCUCUAUUGUAGAUGCCAGAUUGGCCCCUUGCAAGCUCUCGUUUCUCCAGGAGCGCUCGCUGAAAUGGCGUGGGAGACCUUGCAGGGUACGGGUCUGGCAUCCACAAUGGAGAGCAAAAUCUGGCUGCUCCCCUGAUCAGGCGUCAUUUACAGCUCUGAGUCCCAAGUGGCAGCAGACAAGGGCUGCUUUGCUCCACUGGCUGGUGCAAAUAUACCAAGGCGGAAUGCUGAUGCCGCACAAAAUGAAAUAGAGAAAAAGACAGAAUGAAAGAGAGAAUGAGAAAGAGAAUGAGAGAGAGACAGAAUCAGAAUGAGAGAGAAUGAGAGACAGAAAGAGAAUGAGAGAGAAUAAGAGAGAGAGAAUGAGAGAGAGAGAGCACCGCCUUUUUGGAAGAAGUGUGGGGGCCCCCAAAGGGGAAUGACUUGUAUUAAAUAUUGAUGCCCCCACCUUAAUUUUCUGAGGUCGGCGCAGCAGGCAACGGUCCUUCCUGGCAUGCCUUGUUUUCCCGGAGUACUCUGCCCCCUUCUUCCCGCCUCCUCCUCCUCCCAGAGUCUCUGGGCUGAUUACUCAGCUGGAGGGAAAACUCAGAGUGCUCCGCCGACUGGCUUGCCCGCUUCCCUGGGGAUGUUGUCCGGAGGGGCGCUCUCUUCACAGCUCUUGCUCGAAGCCACCUGGCUCUGAAAGGGAUGCGCAGAGAAUGAGAGAGAAUCAGAGAGUGAGAGAGAGAGAAUGAGAGAGAGAGAGAGAGAGAGAAUCAGAGAGAAUGAGAGAGAAUCGGAAUGAGAGACAGAAAGAGAUAAUCAGAGAGAGAGAGAAUCAGAAUGAGAAAGAGUUGGGGGGGAGAGAGAAAGAGAAUGAGAGUGUGGGAGAGAGAAAGGGGGAAACAGGAGGGAGAGAAAUAAUGAGAGAAAAAG
This is a messenger RNA of Ahaetulla prasina, 5964 nucleotides long. RefSeq names its product zinc finger protein 493-like. The coding region runs from base 438 to 3641 and encodes 1067 amino acids. The record is from RefSeq and is a predicted model, not a curated record. Gene Ontology annotation, biological process: regulation of DNA-templated transcription. The transcript is spliced from 4 exons. Lineage: Eukaryota; Metazoa; Chordata; Lepidosauria; Squamata; Colubridae.